This is a messenger RNA of Debaryomyces fabryi, 1739 nucleotides long. RefSeq names its product anaphase promoting complex subunit (gene CDC23). Gene Ontology annotation, molecular function: protein binding. Gene Ontology annotation, cellular component: anaphase-promoting complex. The transcript has a single exon. The annotation marks the transcript as partial. Gene Ontology annotation, biological process: cell division. NCBI's taxonomy places the organism in Eukaryota, Fungi, Ascomycota, Pichiomycetes, Serinales, Debaryomycetaceae. The record is from RefSeq and is a predicted model, not a curated record.
AUGCAAGCGGUAAAGGCAGAACAUAUUGAUAAAUUAAGGAUAAAGCUUUUUCAGUCUUGUCAAAUAUUGACGAAUUUAAAUUUGUUUCAAGCGGCAAAAUGGUGUGCUGAAGCAUUGAAUGGAUUAUCUCAAACAGAUCAAAAGGAAACGGUCCCAUUCGAAUAUCCUAUUAUUGAACAAGACCCUGAUGAUAUAAUGGACCAAGAAAAGCUUAUGCUAGCAAAGGCAUACUUCAAUUGCAAAGAAUUUGAUAGAGCAUCAUAUAUUUUGAAGGAUUGUAAGAGUGGAAGUGCAUUAUUCUUUCGAUUGUAUUGUAUAUUGAUAAGCGUUGAUAAAAAGGCAACGGAAGAAACAGACGGAUCUAUAAACCUUGGAUCUUUAUUUUUGCAGGGAAGUAAUAAUCAUGAACCAUCUGAUAAUGAAUAUAACAAUGCUGCAAGCCGAGGAAAAGAGGAACUUGUGGGGAGUCUUAAUACCAAGCUCUCUAAGAUCAUUCAAGAGUCAGAGAACUAUCAUUCCAAACCAGAGAACAAGCCAAAUGCAUUUUUAUACUAUUUGAACGGUAUAGUGUAUAAUAAAAAGAAGAAAUAUGCAAUGGCCCAACAUAACUUUUUCCAAUCACUUCGUCUUUUUCCUUAUAAUUGGUCCUGCUGGCAAGAAUUAAUAUCCACGUUGAAUACUUUUGAUGAAGCGAUUGCCUUCAUAAAUAAAUUAAAGUCAGCAAAGUCCUCAUUGACGAACAAUAUUAUGUUUCACUUUUUUGAAGUGGUAGUAUUACAAGAAUUUUAUCAACAACUGGCUUCCUUAAAGUCAAACUUAGACAACUUAAUAAAUACUUUUCCAAAGUUCAAUUUUUUAAAAGUUCAACAAUUUUUAAUUGCAUAUCAUGGUCUUGAUUACUUCCAAGCCGAAACAAUUUUUGACCAAAUCUUGAUCGAAGACCCAUUACGACUUGAUGACUUGGAUACUUAUUCUAACAUGUUAUAUGUAAUGGAGAAACGAUCGAAGCUAUCUUUCCUUGCCCAGUUUGCUUCGCUGGUAGAUAAGUUUCGUCCUGAAACCUGUUGCAUCAUUGCUAAUUAUCAUUCAAUGAAAUGUGAGCAUGAGAAGGCUAUAAUGUACUACAAGCGUGCUUUGACACUUAAUAAAAAUUGUCUUAGUGCAUGGACAUUAAUGGGACAUGAAUUUGUGGAAUUAAAGAAUUCUCAUGCAGCAAUUGAAUCUUAUAGAAGGGCUGUAGAUACAAAUCCAAAAGAUUUCAGGGCUUGGUAUGGUUUAGGUCAAGCAUAUGAGGUUUUAGAUAUGCAUUUAUAUGCGUUAUAUUACUAUCAAAAAGCAACGAGUUUACAGCCAUUAGAUAAAAGAAUGUGGCAAGCAAUUGGAAAUUGUUAUGAAAAGAUUGAGAAAUACGAAGAAGCUAUUAAAUCGUUUGAAAAGGCAUUAACAAUAGAUAAUUAUAGCAAAGGUGGACUUGAUAGCACUGAAGAAGUAUUCAAUUAUGAACCACAUAUAUGUUACAGAUUGGCGACCAUUUCUCAAAAGCUAGGGCGGUCUAAGGAUACAUAUAAGUAUAUGAAAUUAUGUUUCGAUCAGGAAUACGAAUGGGGAGUUAGUGAUGAAACAUCUAAAGCCAGAUUAUGGCUAGCUAGAAGUGCUCUCGAAAACCAUAGAUUUGAAGAAGCAUAUGAGCUAGCAAAGGAUUUAAAUCAUAGUAAUGCACAUGAUGUGGAAGAGGCUAG